CUGAUUGUGCAUGUAAUCAUCAAGGCCUAGAAUCUAGACCUUGACCUAUUUCAGCAUUUGCCCGAUACCAGAUGACUAGCUCGUUGACUAUGUUCACGAAGAACCUUAUUAAAGGCCCACUUAGCUACUUGCUUCCUAUAUAUAGAAAACAAUGCCUAAUCGGUGACCAUUGGUCCCCCAUCGAUCAGAGCUGAAUUAAUCAGCCACCUCCCAGAAUCUUCCUAGCCAAGGCAAAAUAGGACAGACGGCCUUCAGUUUACACCAAGAAAGUGGCAGUCGAUAGGUUUCUAAAGAAAAUCUUCACAAGAUGCCAAAGCGGACUCCGAAGGGUAUCUUUGGUCUUCCAAGUAGAAACAUGCUCUUCUCCUUCACACCUCGUGUGGGUGAUGAAUGGCCUGAUGAGCAGGACGAUGAUGGUGAUGACUCGGACUACGAGCCUGGACGAGAUCUCAACCUAUGGUAGAAGACAUACCCAGAAGCUCUGAUAGUGACGUGUCAGAAGAAGGGACAUCCUUAGGAAAACGUAAGAGGAAAUCAAAGACACCUAAGAUCAACGAGAGAGAGAAGCCCAAGAAAUCAAAAUCACACAUGAAAAAGAAAAAGAAAGCAUCUGAAAGGACAUCUGAAGGGAGAGCAAGUGUUGAAAAGACUGUGAAGAGAAGAACAAUUGUUGAAUCCGGUAGGGAUAUUACUGCAGUGGGUGAAGGGGAUGAUCUAUGGGGCCAGAGACUGCCUGUGAUUGUGUUAGAGAGGGUUAUAUUCUUUGCUGUAUGUGAGACGGGUGUCGUUCCACUUCUCUGCAGAGUUUCCAAAGUGUGUCGUUUGUGGAGAGAAGCAGCCAAGGCAUCCUGCUUGUGGCAUCAUGUUGCCCUUGACAACGGACGGGUGAAAGCAACCGAUGCAACCCUAGAAUGGUUAACUGCAAACCGAAUCCCACCACAGCUCAAAACAAUCAACCUCAAUUCAUGGACCAAACUAACUGACAGGAGUUUUGUGGCUCUGGUUGAAGCGUGUUCAAACAUCCAGAAUAUCAGCGUUCAAAAGUGUGCCAAACUGACCAACCGCUCAAUAUAUGCCAUCAAAGAUCACUGUCCGAAUCUCAAAGAACUUGAUCUGGGUUUCAGUGGGAGUUCCUUGGCUUCUUCCCCCAGUGUAAGGGAUUUAUUAAAGGAGAGAGGAGGGACAUUAGAGGGGCUUCAAUUAGCUGGAUGUUCUAUCAUAAGUUCAGCUCAUCUUAUGAGCUCUAUCAAGUCGUUCUGUCACAAUCUUCGUCUGCUAGAUCUGUCAAAUUGUCAUGUGACCAUUGACUGUUUGAUGCUGCCAAUAGAAGAGAUGCAGAAAGGAUGUCCUCUCUUAGAGAUCUUAAGAUUAGCAGGGAUUAGGGUUCAACCUGCUAAUGCAUCAGCUAAAGCACAGAGGGAAGCAGAAGGAUUCAGUAAACUCAAAGAGCUGAGUUUAGCAGUAGCCGAUAAUGUUGCCUGGCAGGUAGUAUUACCUACUAACCUAGGCAUCAGUGAUGAUUUCCUACGCAGAGUUCUCAGGAAUUCACCAUAUCUCAAGCUACUUGACCUCAGAGGAUGUACUUUGAUUAAAGUGGAAACAUUACAGGACCUGAAUGUUGAAAACCUUGAGCAGUUGUACAUAUCUCGCUGUUCCUUCACAAGAUCUCAAGGAUUUGAUGGCAUGAUCUCCUCUAAGUGGAGUCACAGUCUAAUUGAGCUGGACAUAUCUUGGAACAACUAUUUCGAAUCUUGCCGUGAUGAAUUCAUGAAGUCUUUAUCCUCAGCUCAUCAUCUUAGAACCCUAGACCUUAGUGGAACCAGUGUAACAGUCAAUGGUGUCAGAUCCAUCCUAAAGGGCUGCACAGCUCUGGUGUCAUUGAAGCUUACAUCGUGUCGAAGUCUGCCUAGAGGAUGCAAGCGCUGCUAUGAAGGAAAAAGCCUCAGGAAAUUACUCAAAGAACUUCAGAAUGUCAAUGAUGCAGAUGGAGAUGAUUAGAAUGAUUUCUGUAAUAGUGUGGUAGACUUCUCAGGGAGACAAAGUGUUUAUAUAGAAGUCACGUUCAUGUAUCUUGUGACAAUGAUGUAAGCAUCAACAAAUUAUGCCAGGAACUUCAGAAAGCUCCUGAAAGCAGGCUUACCUGCUGCUAGAGAGUAGAGACACAUGUAGGGGAUUAAAGGUAAA
Messenger RNA from Strongylocentrotus purpuratus (purple sea urchin), 2184 nucleotides. It is a transcript of the gene fbxl6, whose product is annotated as F-box/LRR-repeat protein 6. Gene Ontology annotation, biological process: SCF-dependent proteasomal ubiquitin-dependent protein catabolic process. The transcript is spliced from 11 exons. Gene Ontology annotation, cellular component: SCF ubiquitin ligase complex. Gene Ontology annotation, molecular function: protein binding. The record is from RefSeq and is a predicted model, not a curated record. The coding region runs from base 457 to 1998 and encodes 513 amino acids. NCBI's taxonomy places the organism in Eukaryota, Metazoa, Echinodermata, Echinoidea, Camarodonta, Strongylocentrotidae.